CUAUGGGCGCCUCGGGCAGUGCUCCUACCACUCCCGUGCCCGGUCCCCUCCGCAACCGCCACCUAGCUCACGUUAGCGAUCCGCGCUCCCCGAGUGCCGGCAUCCUGCGCACCCCCAUUGAGGUGGUGAGCUCCCCCGCCGGCAGCCCCCAGCCCGGGCCUGCCCAGGCAGGCGCUCAGGACGCCGACCCACGCUCUCCGACGCCCGGCAUAUCCCGCACGCCCAUGAAGGACACGCAGAGCGACAGCGUGGAGAGCCUGGUCAGGCAGCUCGGAGAGGCCUUCGCCGUCGACACCGCGCCCCCGGAGCCUCCGCCACCCGCAGCAGCGCGCGCGUGUGAAGAGCCAGCCUUGCGGGGCGCCGCGGAGCUGCAGCCCGACAGGGGCCCCGAGCCCGGCUGCGAGGCGACCCUGCGGCCGCACCGCUGUGCCGGGCCCGGCCUGGCCUCUGUGAACAAGCAUGCAAGACGCAAGGCCAGCAACAAGAUCUUGGCAACCUCUGGUGGGGUUGUCCGUUCUCCCUUCAGUAUCCUACAAGACGAUAAUUCCCCCAGUGCUCCUGUCCAACGUCAGGUUAAGAAGCACAUACUGGGGGAGAACCCUGGGGAGAAGGAUGUGGCAGUGGAUCUGAGCAGGAACCUCAAAGCUGGGAACUGUGCUUGGAGUGAUUUAAACAAAGAAAACCAACAGUGUCCUUUUGUGGAGAACUAGAGAUUUCUUUUCCAAAAAUCUUCCUGUAAUUCUCUUUUCAGAGAGUCCUCUAGGACUGGGAAAUCUUGAAAUCAACUAAGACUCCAGACUCAUGAUUUAUCUUCACCUUUUUCUGUUGGGAAGAUAAUACUCUUAACCUUAUGUAUAUUCAUAUACGUACAGGCUUUGGUUCUCCGUAGGCUGUACUGACUGUAUAGUUCUUAUAGUAAAUAAAUUAAUCUUAAAACUUA
Messenger RNA from Centrocercus urophasianus (Greater sage-grouse), 940 nucleotides. RefSeq names its product cell division cycle associated 3 (gene CDCA3). The transcript is spliced from 5 exons. Lineage: Eukaryota; Metazoa; Chordata; Aves; Galliformes; Phasianidae. The coding region runs from base 3 to 710 and encodes 235 amino acids. The record is from RefSeq and is a predicted model, not a curated record.